Messenger RNA from Lycium ferocissimum, 507 nucleotides. RefSeq lists its product as uncharacterized. NCBI's taxonomy places the organism in Eukaryota, Viridiplantae, Streptophyta, Magnoliopsida, Solanales, Solanaceae. The transcript has a single exon. Bases 1 to 507 code for a protein of 168 amino acids. The record is from RefSeq and is a predicted model, not a curated record.
AUGCACAAGUCCUACCUGAAAGAUAGUUUCAAGUAUCUUGGGUCCAUAAUCCAAGGAGACAGAGAGAUUGAGGAUGAUGUUGUUCAUCGUACUGGAGCGGGGUGGGUGUCACGGAGGCUCGCAUUCGGGGUACUGUGCGAUAUAAAUGUGUCAUCAAGUCUUACGGGUAAAUUUUACAGAGUGGUGGUUAGACCGACUUUGUUAUAUGGCGCAGAAUGUUGGCUAGUCAAGAAUACUCACGUCCAGAAGAUGAGUGUAGCGGAGAUGAGGAUGCUCAGGUGGAUGUGUGGGUGUACUAGGAUGGAUAUGGUUAGGAAUGAAGUUGUACAGGGCAACGUGGAAGUGGCUCAUGUGGCGGACAAGAUGAGGGAAGCGAGAUUGAGAUGGUUGGGGCAUGUGAAGAAGAGUUGUGUGGAUGCGCUAGUAAGGAGGUGUGAGAGGUUGGCUAUAACAGAAGUUAGUAGAGGUAGAGGUAGACCGAAGAAGAACUGGGGGGGAGGUGAUUAG